AUGUACGACGACAACAGCGAGGGCGAGCAUUGGGAGUCGGAUAUCAAGCAUGAGUCACAGACGUCUCCCACAGGGCCCUCUGGCUCGCUGGCUCAGACUCAAUCAAAAUCGCAGUUGCCCAUGCAGAAACGCCGAAGGGUGACCCGAGCAUGCGACGAAUGUCGAAGGAAGAAGAUCAAAUGCGACGGCAAGCAGCCUUGCACUCAUUGUACAGUCUAUAGCUAUGAAUGCACCUACGAUCAGCCUUCAAAUCGCCGCCGCAACCCCGCUCCCCAAUACAUCGAGGGUCUGGAGCAUCGAGUACACCGCGCCGAGACGCUGCUGCGAAUGCUCAUGCCCGACCUCAACCUGAACGACCCUAGCAUUGAUGUCGCUGUUGCACAAGGGUAUAUUCCUGGUUUCUCCAACAAGCCUGUCAGCAACGGCAGCCCCGCCACACAAUCUGCUGCCCCUGCACCUCCGACCCUCACGUCUGCCCCAAACACAGACCAGAAAGACACCAACCUGGAAUCCAUGGUCCGCGCUAUUGGCCAGCUUGAACUCGACGAGCAAGGAAACUGGGACUACCAUGCCAUUCAUGUUCCCACCUUUUGGGCGUCCUUCGAUCGCAUGUACAAUACGCCAUACGAGGACUAUACGAACCAGGAUCACAAGUUCCUUCCACUGUUGUACAGUACCAUCUUCAAAUACUUCAGAACAGCACGUCAGUUGUUGGACAUAGCAGACGCUCGCGAUUUGACCUCCAUCCAAGCAGUCCUCUAUAUGAUCUCGUUCCUACAAUGCUCGGCCAAACUGUCACAAUGCUACGCAUACGUAGGUGUGGCAUUGCGCUCCGCUCUACGCAUGGGCCUGCACAGAAAUAAUGCUUCCUUCAAUCGCACCUUCAACCCCAUUGAAGCCGAGACCAGAAAACGUGUUUUCUGGACCAUCCGCAAAAUGGAUAUCUAUGUUGGUGCAAUGUUGGGGUUGCCACAAACACUCAGUGAGGAAGACAUUGAUCAAGAAUAUCCUCUUGAAAUUGACGAUGAAUACAUCACCGAAGAGGGCAUCCUUCCCAUGCCCGAGGGCACUACUCCACUGACAACAGUCUUCAACGCGCAUAGUCGACUAGUAGAACUACUAAUCAAGAUCGUAAGGAACGUGUACCCAAUCAGAGCGAAGAAUGUUCAAAGCAAUAUGGACCGCUCCUACACUGUACCCUUCUCUGUCAUCCGAGACAUCGAGAAGGAUUUGGAAACAUGGAAGAGCAAUCUGCCUGCGGGGCUGGACCCAUGCAACAACUCGAACCCCAAGCUCACAAGGUAA
Molecule: messenger RNA, 1305 nt
Organism: Aureobasidium vineae
Lineage: Eukaryota; Fungi; Ascomycota; Dothideomycetes; Dothideales; Saccotheciaceae
Source: the annotation of a GenBank genome assembly